Molecule: messenger RNA, 2235 nt
Organism: Pelobates fuscus (common spadefoot toad)
Lineage: Eukaryota; Metazoa; Chordata; Amphibia; Anura; Pelobatidae
Gene: PI4K2A
Product: phosphatidylinositol 4-kinase type 2 alpha
Exons: 9
Coding region: 90-1466 (458 amino acids)
Biological process (GO): phosphatidylinositol phosphate biosynthetic process; Golgi organization; endosome organization
Cellular component (GO): endosome; trans-Golgi network; lysosomal membrane
Molecular function (GO): 1-phosphatidylinositol 4-kinase activity
Source: RefSeq, a predicted model, not a curated record
UGAUUGGCUGGAGGAUACCGGAAGUGUGGGUAGCGGGGGCUGUGAGUCAGCUGUCAGUCAGUCAGUCGGUGAGUGAGUGUUACCGGACCAUGGAUGAGACCAGCCCCCUGGUAUCCCCGGUGCGGGAGCACACCGACUACACCUUCCAGCCGCCGGCCCCGCAGCCCAGCCCGUCCUCCCGCUUCCCCGGGCUCCCCGGUGUGGUGAUCCGCAUCCCGGCCGCCGCCGCUCCUCCCCCCUGCGGGCCCUCCGCCGGACCCUCUCCCCCCGGCUCCCCCAGCGACCGGGAGCGGCAGCCGUUACUGGAGCGCUCCCAGGCCCGGGACUACAACCGAUUCCCGGAUGACCCGGAGUUCGCCGAGGUGGUGAAGAGAGCGGAGAGGGCGAUAGAGCGGGAAAUCUUCCCGGAGAGGAUCUACCAGGGAUCCAGCGGCAGCUACUUCGUCAAAGAUGAGCAGGAGGAAAUCAUUGCUGUUUUUAAACCAAAAAAUGAGGAACCUUACGGACAGCUUAACCCGAAAUGGACAAAGUGGCUCCAGAAGCUGUGCUGCCCGUGCUGUUUUGGAAGGGACUGUCUAGUUUUAAACCAGGGAUAUCUAUCAGAAGCCGGGGCCAGUCUGGUGGACCAAAAACUAGAGCUUAACAUUGUUCCAAGAACUAAGGUUGUAUAUCUUUCCAGUGAAACGUUUAAUUACAGUGCCAUCGACAGGGUGAAAUCAAGAGGGAAGAGAUUGGCACUGGAAAAGGUACCAAAAGUUGGUCAAAGGUUUAACAGGAUUGGAUUGCCUCCCAAGGUUGGCUCCUUUCAGUUGUUUGUUAAAGGUUACAAGGAUGCAGAUUAUUGGCUACGAAGGUUUGAAGCAGAGCCUCUUCCUGAAAACACUAAUCGACAACUUCAGUUACAAUUUGAAAGGCUGGUUGUUUUAGACUACAUCAUCCGAAACACUGGCACAGGUAAUGACAAUUGGCUUAUAAAGUAUGACUGUCCAAUGGACACUGGAAAUGCACGAGACUCCGACUGGGUCUUGGUAAGGGAGCCUGUCAUCAAGAUCGCUGCUAUAGACAAUGGUCUUGCUUUCCCACUAAAGCACCCAGACUCAUGGAGAGCAUAUCCGUUUUACUGGGCAUGGUUACCACAAGCCAAAGUUCCUUUCUCACAAGAAAUUAAAGAUCUCAUCCUCCCAAAAAUCUCAGAUCCCAAUUUUGUUAAAGAUUUAGAGGAAGAUCUCUAUGAACUUUUUAAGAAAGAUCCUGGGUUCGAUAGAGGACAAUUUCACAAACAGAUUGCAGUUUUGAGAGGACAGAUCCUAAAUUUGGUUCAGGUACUUAAAGAUGGGAAGAGUCCUCUCCAACUGGUCCAAACCCCACCAGUUAUUGUAGAAACUGCUCGAUCACAUCAGAAGAGCAGCAGUGAAUCAUACACACAAAGCUUCCAAAGCAGAAAGCCUUUCUUCUCGUGGUGGUAGUAAAGCAAGUGUAUGUUCUAAGGACUCUCAUGGUGUUGAUGCUACAAAGAAGCUACCUAGUCAUUGAACUGCUGGGUGAGAUGUUCAUGGUGUAGGAAUGUCCCAAACAGGAACUUGUGGGGACAGUUAGUCUUGUUUGACUCUGCGUCACGGAAUGUAUGUCCAGAUAUUGGAUUUGGCGGAAAGCCAGCUUGGUUUAGACUAAACUACAUGCCUGUUGUGUUAGGGGAAAACCUACAGGGCUGUUAUAUUAGAUUUUGCAACUAAACCACUUGAUUUGCAAAGGGCACUUUAAAUGGUAAGCUGACCGGUAUGAAGCAAAUUAACCACCUACCUGCAUUCUAGUAUUUAAUGUCUACUGGAAGCUGAUGAAUGGCAGCAGCACAAAUUGCACUCUAAUUAUCACCAUAAACAAAUAUUUUCAAUAUACACUGAAAACAAAGAAUCGCUAAACAACUAAUUUACUCAUGCAUGUUACUCAUGAGUGAAUUCUCAACUAUGUUGAAGUAUGGAGGAAAUGAACAUGUGCAUGAUUUAUCACCUCACACAUCACUAUAAACUGAUACAUUUCUGAAUAGCAUGCGUUGGUUGUAGAAAACAAAUUUAAAGGCAAAUAUAGGGAAUCUCACCCUAUCCUCCUGUCCUAUUUACAGUGCUAAUGCGUAUGUGAAAUAUACGUACACAUUAAGACCUGCUCGUUUCUUCAGAACCGAGCUUGUUUCCCGAAGUCCUGUUAUGGGAAAAAACUCAACCCUCAAUGAGGGUUACA